AUGAUGGCUGACGCGGAGUUCACGGCAUCGCUCGUGACGCUGUGCCGUCAAACGCUCAGCGGCGAUCGUGCCACCAUUUCGGCUGCGGAGGAGAAUCUUAAGGCAUUGCUGCAGCCGAAUGGCGCCCAUAUUGGUCACAGGGUUAAAUGUCUUUUCCGGAUAAUCCUUUUGCCAUCUACGCUCAUACUGCAGCCCACAGCCAUCGCAGAUAAUGACCUCAAGGUCGUUUCGCCAGAACUUCAACUUUGGGUUGCCAUAUGCCUCAAGAAUUUCAUUCGGAGCAACUUCGACACACCGGAGUCCCAUGGUGGAGUGAGCGACGACCUGAGGCAUCUUCUGAGAUGCUUUCUUGUCGUUGCUGUGCUCAAUCACAGCCGCCUCGGUUUAGACAAGAAUGUGUUCAGACAACUGGAGGAAACUCUUCAUAUGCUUUCGGAGUACGAUUUCCCGCACAACAUGGACUUCGCUAUGUUGUUCAUGGAGUACUGCCACCUCAGUGACGUAGCGCCCACUGUAGUUGCGAACGCAUUUUCGCAGCGCGUUCACAAGGCGGCCAGUAUGCGCACCCAGGUAAACGUGGGGAUAAAUUCGGCUGUCGAGAACUCCCAAUCCCUCGCAAGGUCGUUAGAGGAGGCAAAGUCUACUGUUCACCUGGCAUACGGCGAGAGCUGUGCCAAGCUCGUGGCGUCGUAUUCCCAAGUGCACCAGUCUUUGGAGUCAUACAGUGCGGCAAUGGCAGUUGGCGAUCUCGGCAUAUUAGGGCGUGUGUACUGCGAGUUGUUUAGAACUAUUGCAUCGAGUUGCGAUGCGAUGUGCGAGGUGCUCAAGGGGGUGACUCUCUGCGACUUGGACCUUGGCAAGUUCCUUCAGGCCGCAGCGUACUUGUUCCCCAAAGAGCAGUUGCUAAUACACGCCAUCAGCAAUUCUACCGGUACAUGCGAGGUUAAGCAUGAUAAGGGUGAUGCGCUGAUGUACUUCGACGAUCGCGUGCUGUACAAGGACCCGGCGUUGUGGCAAAUGUCAAGCGCCGCGCUCCCCGAAAUUGGGAACCAUGGACAGUGGGUAAUAGUGUCUUUGCGCGCCGGAUCAGUUCUCAAUGAGGCUACAGUUGACCUGGAGUACUUCCGCCGCAAGACCCAAACCUUGGGUGUCUUCAAGAGGCUGAUGAAAAAAUACAAGACCAGCCUGUACGGCGAUGCGAUUCUGAGUGAGCUGAAAAUAGUGCUGACGGUUAGUGAGAACAUGUUGCUCUAUGUCUUCAAAGUUUGUCUCUCCAAACUGCGCGAAUUUUUGCCGAAGGCUUCUGUUGCCGGUGCUCCAAAUUGCAUGUCCCGAGUGGUGUUGGACAUACUAGAGGCCAUUACCUACAUCACUAAGAUCCUCACUUAUAUCCACGCCAUCGACCUGCCGGAAUGCUGCGAGGACAAUGUGGAUGUCUAUUUGGGUGGGAUGCUGGAACUGUUGCGUUUUUCGGACCCCGUGAUAUUGCAGGUCGACCAGUCUGGCAUAAUACGAAAAAUGAAAGUUGCUAUUUGCAAGCUGAUGCGUUACUAUGGCGAACGUUAUCAGGAAGCCUUCUGUCCUUUUGUUUUCCAAUGCAUCGACGACACGGUAGCACUUUGCCGUGGUUUGUCGCAGCAGAGCGAUGACGAUCGUUUGUGCUCCGCCAUCCUGGAAUUCCUCACUGCCUCAGCAUCGACCCACUGGAACCCCCAUGGUGGACGUAACAGCCCUUUCACUGAUGCCGAUUACCUGGCGGAUAUGAUACGGUCCAUCGUGCUUCCCAACAUCGGCUUCCGGGAGUGCGACCUCUUCCUCAUGGAAGACUGCCCUUUGGAGUUCGUCCAGCGUGAGUUGGACACGGGCACCGGCCAUAGCCGCCGUUUCGCCGCCAUCAGCCUUUUGAAGAAGCUCGUGAACACCUACGGACAGAUAGUGCAAUACAUACUGAACCAGUUCGCGCUGAACGUCUCCAGCGUCAACGAUUACAAGCUCAAAGAGCUGUACUUGCAGCUGAUCAUAUGUUCCAAUUUUAAGGCCAACGAUGGUUUCCAGGUCCACGCUUAUUUCUCUGAGCACCUGCGAGGCGACUUGCUUCGGGAGUCGCAGAGCCUGAUUAACGAGCAGGCGAACGUCCUGAUAGUAAUGGCGAUAAUGAAGUUCCUGUUUACGUUCAAAAAGCAAAUCCCUGUCAACGAGUUGUCGUCGCUGGUUGCUCCGAUCUCUGCUUUCUUGCGGCACCAGAACGACGCAGUGCGCUUCCUGGCGGCGGAGACUCUCAACCGCAUUCUGCCGCUUGUUCGGGACUAUAAGGCCCAGCUAAAGCAGACCUUGCUGCAGGCUCUGGGAUGCAUUCUGCAACUCAUGAGGUCUGAGCCUCCCAACGAGUUUUACGUGCGCUGUGUGAUGCGCAUAUUCCUCUUCUUGCGCCAGGAUGUGCUCGAGAGCGGGUUCGUCAUGUUGGACAUUAUCGUCGAGUUGAUCAAGAAGGCGUCGGACAAUCCAGUCAACCCAGUAUUCAACCACUACCUCUUUGAGUGUCUGGCCACACUACUCCGCAUCCACCUUUCCGCAGGCUCGAUGGACGCGGUGGCUCGCAUAGAGGACGGCCUGAUACCUACGAUCGCAAUCAUCAUGCAGCAGGAUAUGCACCCUUUUGUGCCGUAUGGCCUGCAGAUUCUGCAUAUAUUGCUGCGUGCUACGCAGCAGCCUGGCUCUACUUACAUGCAGCUCUUUUCGCACCUGACCUGCAUCGACACCUGGCGUGCUUCCACGGCGAAUGCCCACGGCGCUGCUAAGCUGCUGGUGUGUUACUUCGAGCGCCAUGCGCUGUUCGAGAAGGAGAUUGUGGCGAACAUCGAACGCAUAUUGGGUGUCUUCCACUUCUGCCUGACGCACCGGAAGCUGUCGUUAGUGGCGCUUGACCUUCUCAACGGUCUCGUGCGUUACCUUCCCGUUGCGUUUUACAGCAAGUUCAUCACCUCCAUCGUUACAGUGAUGCUUUCAUUCAUCCACAAGACGAAGACAGGCGAGAGCAUACCAAGGGUGGUCACAUCCAUGGCGCUUCUGGCCACGUCUCUGCAUCUGCAGCAGUAUGCGCCGGGCUUCGUGGAGACCCUGGAGACCAUCCAGGCCGGCAUCUGCCGAAAUUUCUUCCAGGUGGUAUACGUGCCCAACGCACAAAAGGUGUUGGCGCUCGAAUCGAAGCGAGUCCUAAUGGUGGGCACGGCCAUCAUGCUUGCCAGCCCAGUGGUACAGGUGUCUGGUGACAUAUUCACGCAGUUGGCUAAUUUCCUCGGGGAGCUGAUUCAAGGCCAAAGUCUGAAGGCCGCACCCAACCCCGUGGAGCAUGACGAGAUGGAGGACCUGAUGCAGGAUCUGGAAUUUGACGUAUCGUUUGUCCGUCUGCGCAGUGUUGAAGAUCCCGCCAACCGCGGUGGCGCCAAGCUUCUGGAUCCCAGUGUUAAUGUGGAGCACAUGGUGCGCAGCUCUCUGCGUCCGAUAGCUUCCAUUAUACAGCAAUUGCCGCCAGGUGGCAGUGCGCAUACUUUGCUGAACCUUUUGAAUUGA
Messenger RNA from Babesia ovata, 3570 nucleotides. RefSeq names its product importin-beta N-terminal domain-containing protein. The transcript has 4 exons. Gene Ontology annotation, cellular component: cytosol; nuclear envelope. Gene Ontology annotation, molecular function: small GTPase binding. The coding region runs from base 1 to 3570 and encodes 1189 amino acids. Gene Ontology annotation, biological process: protein import into nucleus. The record is from RefSeq and is a predicted model, not a curated record. Lineage: Eukaryota; Apicomplexa; Aconoidasida; Piroplasmida; Babesiidae.